UGAUAGGCCACAGCUGCCACAGCCGCCAUCAUGUUCACCAAAAAGAAGAAGUCUCGUAUCCAGAUCUCCGCUCCAUCCAACUUUGAGCAUCGCGUACAUACAGACUUUGACGAGCAGGAGCAGAAGUUUGUCGGGUUGCCGCGGCAAUGGCAGUCACUUAUCGAAGACACAGCCAGAAGGCCAAAACCCUUUAUCGACGUGACUGUCAUCACUACUGUAGAGCCACGCAAGACAAUUGUACGUGGCAGCAAGCUUGGAGUGGAUGGCUCUCUGACCUGGCUGUUGGAUGAGUUUGACACCAUGUCUGUGACUCGCUCCAACUCCCUGAGACGGGGCAGCCCUCCCAUCCAGCCUCGCAAGGACUCUAGUUCUUCAGUAGGGGGGCAGGAGAACGGAGAUCCUCACCACAGACACUACUCACACCCAGACAAAGACCGACUCAGGUCAGACCACCACCACAGUGGAGGUGACCCCCGUCAGGGUCAGCGCGCACUCCGCCCUCCUCAGUGGGAUGAGGGAGUCCAGGGUCGGCCCCAACAGCAGCCCCGGGGCCAAGAGCCCAGCAGGGCCCACAGGGACAGACCAGGCUCCGGCCCUCCUCCUCCCCCUCACAGGGACAGAGAGCCUCGAGACCGGGACCAGGUGGAUCAACCCAGUGACCACAGGCCAAAGUCCAGCUACAUGGUGCGGGAUGGCAGCCCUCAGUCUCCCAGGGACAAGAGGCCUCUCUCUGGGCCCAACAUCCGUACUCCAAACCUGCCAGUAACAGAGGGGGUCAUGAAAACUGCCCAACAGACCACACGGCCAUUUAACACCUACCCAAGGACGGACAGCGAGGGCGGACGCAGCCCCACAGGACAGCCGGUUCGACAUCAUGAAUCCUCCCCUCAAAAUGGCCCUUCUAGUGGCUCCUCACGAGCUUCCUCUGGCUCCAAGCCCCCUGUAAGCCACCCGCACCCUCAUCACACCUCCCACCCCAGCCUGACCCCUGAGGCCACCCAGCAACCACACACCCCUCACCCCAACGUUCCAGCCCCACGACCCCCUGUGCCCUCUGGGCCCCCAGCAUCAGGUGCUCCGUCACAGGGCCGCUCACCGCAGAGGGAGCCCCAGAGGGUUUCCCAUGAGCAGUUUAGAGCGGCGCUACAAAUGGUGGUGGAUCCUGGCGAUCCUCGGACCUACCUGGACCACUACAUUAAGAUAGGGGAGGGGUCCACGGGAAUUGUGUGCAUCGCCACGGUGAAGACCACCGGGAAACUGGUCGCCGUGAAAAAGAUGGACCUGAGGAAACAACAGCGCAGAGAACUUCUCUUCAACGAGGUGGUGAUCAUGCGGGACUACCACCAUGAGAAUGUGGUGGAGAUGUACAACAGCUACCUGGUGGGAGACGAGCUCUGGGUUGUCAUGGAGUUCCUGGAAGGAGGAGCUCUCACUGACAUUGUGACACACACCAGGAUGAACGAGGAGCAGAUCGCCACAGUGUGUCUGUCUGUCCUGAAGGCGUUGUCUGUCCUCCACUCACAGGGUGUGAUCCACAGAGACAUCAAGAGUGACUCCAUCCUCCUCACUCAUGAUGGCCGC
Messenger RNA from Epinephelus lanceolatus (giant grouper), 1581 nucleotides. Lineage: Eukaryota; Metazoa; Chordata; Actinopteri; Perciformes; Serranidae. The record is from RefSeq and is a predicted model, not a curated record.